This is a messenger RNA of Sander lucioperca (pikeperch), 1591 nucleotides long. RefSeq names its product transmembrane protein 68 (gene tmem68). Gene Ontology annotation, cellular component: membrane. The record is from RefSeq and is a predicted model, not a curated record. The transcript has 9 exons. Bases 277 to 1278 code for a protein of 333 amino acids. NCBI's taxonomy places the organism in Eukaryota, Metazoa, Chordata, Actinopteri, Perciformes, Percidae. Gene Ontology annotation, molecular function: acyltransferase activity.
UUUUCCCAGGGACACUCGCUCAAAUCACCUGUGUAGUGUCACACUGAAAGCGUUCCGCGGCUAGUAGGGUUAGUUAGGAACACGGCAGUUGUUAGAUAACGUUACAUAAUUGUAUGUUGUGCUAGUGUAACAUUAAAUAUACAGUGGCGUGUUUUUGGUGGUUCUGUUCACAGAGUGACUGUUUGAGUUCACCUGUGUAAAUGCAGAUGCUCUCCAUGUAGUGUGUUCCUUCCCCUCGAGGCUGUCACCAGCUUCUGUGGCUGACAGCAGAGCAGGAUGCCAGACAGUGGGAACCAGUCCUGUCUGAUGGGAGCAGAGGACACCGUCUCCUUCCUGGUGUGUGUGUUUCAUGCAAUGGAGGAAUGGGCAGGCCUUGGGCAGUUGGAGGACUAUCUGAGCGUUUUGGAGUAUCUGCUGUGGGUCUUCACCCCUCUGGCCGUCGUCUUCAUCCUGCCCUUCCUCAUCGUCAUCCUCAUUUACCUCUCUAUACUCUUUCUUCAUGUCUACAAGAGGAAGAAUCAGCUGAGGGAAGCUUACUGCAACAACCUGUGGGAUGGAGCCAGGAAGACCCUGGCGACUCUGUGGGACGGACACGGAGCCAUAUGGCAUGGUUAUGAGAUCCAUGGGAUGGAGAAGAUCCCUGACAAAGGACCAGCACUGAUAGUGUACUAUCAUGGAGCCAUUCCCAUUGACUACUAUUACUUUCUGGCCAAUGUUAUCAUUCAGAAGGGACGGCCCUGUCACUCUGUAGCUGACUACUUCCUCUUUAAGGUCCCAGGUUUCAAGUUACUGUUGGAGGUGUUCAGUGUGAUCCACGGUCCUCAGGAAGAGUGUGUGCGGGCUCUGAGGAAUGGUCACCUGUUGGGGAUUUCUCCAGGAGGAGUGCGGGAGGCUCUGUUCAGUGAUGAGACCUACCCUCUUCUCUGGGGCAAACGCAAAGGCUUCGCCCAGGUCGCCAUCGACGCUCAAGUGCCAAUAAUUCCGAUGUUUACUCAGAAUCUGAGGGAAGGCUUCAGAUCUCUGGGAACACUCAGAUUUUUCCGCUGGAUGUACGAGAGGUUUCGCCUCCCUGUUGCUCCUGUUUAUGGUGGAUUUCCUGUGAAGUUCCGCACCUUCCUCGGUGAUCCCAUCCCAUAUGACCCCAACGUAAACGCUGCAGAGCUGGCAGAGAAGGUGCAGCAGGCAGUUCAGUCUCUGAUAGACCAGCACCAGCAGAUCCCAGGGAACAUCCUGAGAGCCUUGUUGGAGAGAUUUCACACCAAACACAAAGACCACUAACACAGCAGCAGUUCAGCAACAGAGACAGACUACCCAGUAUGUGAGCAAAACAAGGCGUCCCAUUGGCUCAGAUGGUUACAGUGUGCACAGGUUUGGUUGGCCUAGCAUGUUGGAACAUUUGCACAGCUUUCUUCACCGCUUCCAAACAACACCGACUGCAGCUGCUGAGCUCCCUUUUGUUACAUACAUGUUGUUUGUAUCGCACGUUUCUGAUUUGUUUCCAUGUGUGCAUUGACUCCCUUUUUUAUCUGAUGAACUCUUUAAAGAUAUACUUCCUGAAGUUGUGAUAUUGGACUCGACAAUAAUCACACCU